UCUUCAGAAUUUAUAUAAAAACCCCACCAGGGACACUUAGCGACCUGCACUUCAUUUCUUCUUCUUAUUAAAUCUCCUUUUGAUCAAUCAAAGAGUAUUUCAAUUAUUCGUCGCCAUGAACGCAUCAUACCCCAAUCAGAAAUUUGAUCAGUAUGCAGCGGCAACCGGAGUACCGGUACUGGUACAGGUACCUCAAGGCUCUCAACAGCAGCCCAGAGUGGGCGCUUGGUCCUCUGGACUUUGUGAAUGUUUCUCCGACUGCCCUAGUUGUUGCUUGACAUUUUGGUGUCCAUGCAUCGCGUUUGGACGAAUUGCUGAGAUUGCAGACCAAGGAUAUACCUCUUGUUGUACGGCGGGAACACUUUGUACUCUACUUGGUUGCCUCACUGGUUUGACUUUCUGCUACACUUGCUUUUAUCGCACAAAGAUCAGGCAGCAGUUUUUAUUAGAGGAGAGCCCUUGUUGCGAUUGCUUGGUUCAUUGUUGCUGCCAGUCGUGUGCCCUUUGUCAAGAAUAUCGCGAGCUCCAAAGCCGUGGAUUUGACUUGUCUAUAGGAUGGCAUGGUAAUGUGGAGAGGCGAAAUAGGGGAGUGGCCAUGGGAGCGACAGCUCCGAUGGUGGAAAAUGGCAUGAGAAGAUAGAAAUAUGAAGUUGUCGUCCGAUUAAAAAAUAAAGUUUUCGAUAAAACGAGUAUUGUAUUAUGCUAUCGAUAUAUCUGUCUGUUGAGAAAUUAUAUA
Molecule: messenger RNA, 736 nt
Organism: Pistacia vera
Lineage: Eukaryota; Viridiplantae; Streptophyta; Magnoliopsida; Sapindales; Anacardiaceae
Product: protein PLANT CADMIUM RESISTANCE 2-like
Exons: 4
Coding region: 116-640 (174 amino acids)
Source: RefSeq, a predicted model, not a curated record